AGGAAUAGACGAGAAUUGAAGAUAGGGAGAAAUCUGAAGGAGGGAGGGAGGCAUAUAGAUUUGAUUGAUUGAACUAACUUCGAAUGAAGGAUGAGUAGCUGAAGAAGCAGGAAGAAGAAGAAGAAGAAGAAGAAGAAAAAAGAAAUCUUUAACACUAACAAACUAUGCAAGGCCUUGUUUUCCAGACGCCAUCAAUCAUUUCAAGAGGAAAGCUCCCAUUGCUUGCCUUUACUCCUCGAUGGGCAGGAGGCCAAUUCUCCUCCAAAUCACCAACUUUACCAUCUUCAUUAAGAUGUAGAGAAUCACUAGGAUCAAAAUCUGUUGGCUGCUCAAUCAUACCUCAUGCAUCUAACACUGGAAUUGGAUCCGGCACCUUUGAAGGCGGCAAGGAGGAGGAGGAGACUGACAACACUCAAAAGAUCACUGCAAAAUCACCGGAGACUGACAAUUCAUCUCUAAUUGUGGAGCCUCCUACCAAUAUUUCAUAUCCUCUGUCUAUAGCCUUAGUGCUAAUUGGAUGUGGCCUGGUUUUUUCCCUCAUCACCUUUGUGAAAGGGGGACCUUCGUCUAUCUUAGCAGCGAUUGCGAAAUCGGGUUUCACUGCUGCUUUCUCGUUGAUUUUAAUUUCUGAAAUUGGCGACAAGACAUUCUUCAUUGCUGCACUCUUGGCAAUGCAAUAUGAGAGAGGACUGGUUCUUUUGGGUUCAAUGGGUGCACUUUCACUUAUGACUAUCUUGUCUGUGAUAAUUGGACGGAUAUUCCAAUCUGUACCUGCUCAGUUUCAGACGACGUUGCCAAUUGGAGAAUAUGCAGCGGUUACACUUUUGAUGUUCUUUGGGCUCAAGUCGAUUAAAGAAGCAUGGGACCUUCCGAGCGAAACCAGAGGUGGAGAGACUGAUCAGAUGGGUGAAUUUGUCGAAGCAGAGGAACUUGUAAAAGAAAAGGUGUCAAAACCGCUAUCAAAUCCACUUGAAAUUGUAUGGAAGUCAUUCAGCCUUGUAUUCUUUGCUGAAUGGGGAGAUCGGUCCAUGCUUGCAACAAUAGCUCUUGGCGCCGCUCAGUCUCCUUGGGGUGUUGCGAGUGGAGCCAUAGUUGGCCAUUUAAUAGCAACAGCAAUUGCCAUUCUAGGAGGAGCUUUUCUCGCCAAUUAUAUUUCAGAGAAAUUGGUCGGCUACAUCGGUGGAGCACUAUUUCUCGUAUUCGCAGUCGCGACGUUUCUUGGAGUAUUCUGAUAUUUGUAGCAGGAUGAUUACUUACUUGAUUAUUGUGUUAUAUAACUUUGCAGGAAUCAAAGACAAAUGUUUGUUUUAAACUGACAAAUAUAAUCCUUUCACACA
Impatiens glandulifera is the source of this 1337-nucleotide messenger RNA. Its product is annotated as protein PAM71-homolog, chloroplastic. Gene Ontology annotation, biological process: manganese ion transmembrane transport; Golgi calcium ion transport; Golgi calcium ion homeostasis. Gene Ontology annotation, molecular function: manganese ion transmembrane transporter activity; calcium ion transmembrane transporter activity. Gene Ontology annotation, cellular component: chloroplast; Golgi apparatus. NCBI's taxonomy places the organism in Eukaryota, Viridiplantae, Streptophyta, Magnoliopsida, Ericales, Balsaminaceae. Bases 165 to 1232 code for a protein of 355 amino acids. The record is from RefSeq and is a predicted model, not a curated record. The transcript has 9 exons.